GAAUCAGAGGUGGAAGUUAGGAUUGACUCUCACCUAGUACCUAAGGUAGACAGGUUUCGAUAUCUUGGCUCGGUAAUCCAGGCUGAUGGGGAGUUAGACGGGGAUGUUGGACAUCGUGUUGGAGUGGCUUGGGCCAAAUGGCGGUUGGCUUCAGGGGUAUUGUGUGACCCGAAGAUUUCGCCCAGGAUGAAAGGCAAGUUCUACCGAUCCGUAGUAAGACAUGUUAUGUUAUAUGGGGCAGAGUGUUGGGCGGUUAAGAAGACUCAUGUGCGUCGUCUGCAUGCGGCAGAGAUGCGGAUGUUACGAUGGAUGUGUGGGAAGACAAGGUUGGAUAGGAUUUCGAACGAAGUUAUCCGACGUCAGGUAGGCAUGGUGCCGGUGGAAGAUAAAUUGCGGGAAGCGAGGUUGAGAUGGUUUGGUCAUGUGAGACGGCAGGAUGCUAACGCCCCUGUUGAGCUGGGGGUCUCUUGGAAACAGCCUCCCUGCUUCCAAGUAGGGGCAAGGUCUGCGUACACACACCCUCCCCAGACCCUACUGUAGUGGGAUCCAACUGGGUUGUUGUUGUUUGUCAUUAAGUAUUUCAUAAAAUAAAAUAUUCUUGUCACCUCUUGUUUUGUAGAACUUUUGACGUAGUUUUUUAAUAUGUAAUUUUUAUAUCUUAUUGAUAUACCAAUUUGUAAAUAAAAUGAUUUCAAAAAGUAGGAAAUUUUACUCUGUAACCCGCAAUUUGUAAUCAAAUUGGGGACGGAGGGAGUAGUAUCUGAAAGGUAACCAUGCAAGGAUAGGCAGCGGAAUAUAAAAAUUUUAACAUCCUAACAUGAUUAUCUUGCCUUGAAUCACGUACUAAAACAUAUAGUAGUAAGAAAUUUAUACCUUUCUU
Cuscuta campestris is the source of this 880-nucleotide messenger RNA. Lineage: Eukaryota; Viridiplantae; Streptophyta; Magnoliopsida; Solanales; Convolvulaceae. The record is from the annotation of a GenBank genome assembly.